Molecule: messenger RNA, 750 nt
Organism: Salvelinus sp. IW2-2015
Lineage: Eukaryota; Metazoa; Chordata; Actinopteri; Salmoniformes; Salmonidae
Product: ubiquinone biosynthesis protein COQ4 homolog, mitochondrial-like
Biological process (GO): ubiquinone biosynthetic process
Cellular component (GO): mitochondrion
Source: RefSeq, a predicted model, not a curated record
UAUCCUCUAAAACGCUCUGGUGGCAAACAAACUUUACUGCCCUGUUUCCAAUUGUCCACAUGGCUGGGAGAACCUGUUCAACAUAGUGGUCUAAACUCUGCAGACAGCCACUAUGACAGACUGUACCCGGGCCACAUCCCUACCAACGUCAUCCAGAAAGCACUGCUGGCUGUGGGCCCUGGGGUGGCAGCCCUGCAGGACCCCUACAGACAUGACAUGGUGGCAGUUCUCGGCGAGACUACAGGACACCUGGCCCUAAUUACGCCCCGGGACAGAAUAAGAGGAGACCCUGAGGGCUAUACCAUUCUAACAGAGCGCCCACGGAUCAGGCUAUCCACAUUGGAUCUGUCCAAGAUGGCCUUCCUUCCAGAUGGAUCCUUAGGGAAAGAGUACUUGCGCUUCCUUGAGGACAAUAGGGUGACCCCUGACUCAAGGGCAGAUGUGAAGUUUGUGGAUAAUGAAGAGUUGGCAUAUGUUAUACAGAGAUACAGAGAGGUCCACGAUUUACUGCACAGCUUACUAGGCUUGCCCACUAACAUGCUAGAUACAAAUGACCACGCCAUUGAAAUGCAGACAGUCAGCUUUAAUUUGAGAAUAUUUUCAUCCAUAUCAGGUGAACCGUUUAGAAAUUUAGAAAUUACAGCACUUUUUGCUUCCAUGACUGAUGUUGAUGGGAUUUGGAGGAUGAUGGAGGCAACAGUGGAAAGAGUCUCAGAUCCACAAAUUCCUUUCCACCAGGUGGCCGAUUGA